This is a messenger RNA of Nannospalax galili (Upper Galilee mountains blind mole rat), 4465 nucleotides long. RefSeq names its product junctophilin 4 (gene Jph4). The record is from RefSeq and is a predicted model, not a curated record. Gene Ontology annotation, biological process: regulation of synaptic plasticity. Gene Ontology annotation, cellular component: endoplasmic reticulum membrane; junctional membrane complex; plasma membrane. NCBI's taxonomy places the organism in Eukaryota, Metazoa, Chordata, Mammalia, Rodentia, Spalacidae. The transcript is spliced from 6 exons. Bases 1125 to 3011 code for a protein of 628 amino acids.
CCUUUCCUCUGCAGAGCUCUCUCCCUCCCAUGACAACCCUUAUUUCGCUCUCUUCGGUUCCAUGUCUGUUCCCCUCCUUCUCCCCACCUAGCUAUCCCUCACCAGCCCUGGAAUAGGUCUCCCUCGCUGUCUCCCAGGCCGGGUGUAGCUCUCUCCGCCUUAGCUCUCGCCCCUGCACCUCUUUCUUUGUAUUCCUCUAGUCCUCCCGGCCUCCCCAGCAUCUCUCCUCCCCCGCCUGGCUCUGGCCUCCCCCUGCCUCCUCAUCUUAAGCUCAGACUCCUCCCCCUAGCUCCUCUCCCCUUCCCAUCCCUUCGCCUCACUCCACUCCCUGCCUGCAUGCCAGGGUUUCUUUCCACUGUGGGGGUCUCUGAGCCUCUCAUUCUCCUCUCCACCUGCCUCCUUCACCCCAGGGUUAGCGAGCACCCCCUUUUUCUGACCAGGCAUCUUCUCACCACCCCCACCAUCGCCACUGACUCUCCUCCCCAUCUCCUCUUCUCCUUCUCUGCCCCUUUAAAUCUGCCUGGCCCAGCCUCCCCCGUGAUGCUGGGUUUGGAGCAAACAUUGAUUUGUGCUGGGAUGGAAUCGGAAUUUUGAUUUUUUUUUUUCCUCUCCCAACCAUAAGAAGAAAAAAAUAAUAAAAACACCCCCUCUUGAUAGCCCCCUCCCCUUUCCCAUCCAGCUCCCAGAUCCUCUUCGCUAUCUCCGUUCAAGGCAGAUUUCCCCCCUACACUAUUCUCAUCUCUCCUCACCCUAGCCACUGCCUCACUCCUCACACUAGCCGGCACCUUCAGCUGGAGAGGGGACUCUCCCAUAGCUCCCCCACCUUCCUUCCCUGGGUUGUAGCAGUCUCUCCGGAAGGGGAGGGGGCUUGUCUUGUCCUGGGUAAGGUGUGAGUGGAGGGAUCCUGCCAUGGAUGCUGCGCCCGGGAGGCAGCCUGAGCCCCAGCCCACAGGCCACUCAGGAUGAGGGUCCGGCCCUGCCUGCCCGCGCUGGGGCCCCUCCGCCCAGGCCCUGUUUAACCUCCCCCGCCCCCAGGCCUCGCCCGGCCCCCAGGCCCCCAGCAGGCUCUCCAGCCCCAGGAUGCGCUGAGCCGCCAGGGGGCUGAGGCCACGCCAACUACAUGCAUGUCCCCCGGGGGCAAGUUCGACUUUGACGACGGGGGCUGCUACGUGGGGGGCUGGGAGGCGGGGCGGGCACAUGGCUACGGCGUGUGCACCGGGCCCGGCGCCCAGGGCGAGUACAGCGGCUGCUGGGCGCACGGCUUCGAGUCGCUGGGUGUCUUCACGGGGCCCGGCGGACACAGCUACCAGGGCCACUGGCAGCAGGGCAAACGCGAAGGGCUGGGCGUGGAGCGCAAGAGCCGCUGGACGUACCGCGGCGAGUGGCUGGGCGGGCUGAAGGGGCGCAGCGGCGUGUGGGAGAGCGUGUCCGGCCUGCGCUACGCCGGGCUCUGGAAGGACGGCUUCCAGGACGGCUACGGCACCGAGACCUACUCCGACGGAGGCACCUACCAAGGUCAGUGGCAGGCGGGGAAGCGCCACGGCUACGGGGUGCGUCAGAGUGUCCCCUACCACCAGGCGGCGCUUCUGCGCUCACCCCGCCGCACCUCCCUGGACUCGGGCCAUAGCGACCCCCCGACGCCGCCUCCGCCUUUACCCCUGCCCGGAGACGAAGGAGGCAGCCCAGCCUCGGGGUCCCGAGGCGGCUUCGUGCUGGCGGGGCCUGGGGACGCCGACGGGGCGACCUCGCGUAAGCGCACCCCAGCAGCAGGUGGAUUCUUCCGCCGGUCACUGCUGCUCAGCGGGCUCCGGGCUGGUGGGCGCCGCAGUUCCCUGGGCAGCAAGAGGGGAUCCCUACGCAGCGAGGUGAGCAGCGAAGUGGGCAGCACAGGACCCCCGGGCUCCGAGGCUAGCGGACCUCCCAUCCCAGCACCGCCUGCCCUCAUCGAGGGCUCAGCUACUGAGGUGUACGCGGGCGAGUGGCGUGCAGACCGGCGCAGCGGCUAUGGAGUGAGCCAGCGCUCCAACGGGCUGCGCUACGAGGGCGAGUGGCUGGGCAACCGACGGCACGGCUACGGGCGCACCACCCGGCCCGACGGCUCCCGUGAGGAGGGCAAGUACAAGCGCAACCGGCUGGUGCACGGGGGACGUGUCCGCAGCCUCCUGCCUCUGGCCCUUAGACGGGGCAAAGUCAAGGAGAAGGUGGACAGGGCUGUCGAGGGUGCUCGUCGAGCUGUGAGUGCUGCCCGCCAGCGCCAGGAAAUCGCCGCUGCCAGGGCAGCAGACGCCCUCCUAAAGGCAGUGGCAGCCAGCAGCGUCGCCGAGAAGGCUGUGGAGGCAGGACGGAUGGCCAAACUGAUAGCCCAGGACCUACAACCCAUGCUAGAGGCCCCAGGCCGCAGACCCAGACAGGACUCAGAAGGUUCUGACACAGAGCCUUUGGAUGAGGACAGCCCUGGAGUAUACGAGAAUGGACUGACUCCCUCAGAGGGCUCCCCGGAACUGCCCAGCAGUCCUGCCUCCUCCCACCAACCCUGGCGACCCUCUGCCUGCCGGAGCCCACUGCCUCCUGGAAGGGACUGGGGUCCCUUCUCCAGCCCCAAAGUUUGGCCCAAGGAGUGGGGGGGCCCAGGUGGGCAGGCUGAAGAACUAGCUGGCUAUGAGGCCGAAGAUGAGGCUGGGAUGCAGGGGCCAGGGCCCAGGGACGGUUCCCCACUUCUUGGAGGCUGCAGCGACAGUUCAGGAAGUCUUCGUGAGGAGGAGGGAGAAGAUGAAGAGUCCUUGCCGCAACUGAGGGCCCCAGGAGGCUCAGAGUCUGAGCCUGUCACCACACCGGUUUUGAGGGGCCUGUCCUCAAGGGGUCCUGAUGCUGGGUGCCUGACGGAGGAGUUUGAGGAGCCUGCUGCCACCGAGAGGCCUGCCCAGCCGGGAGCUGCCAACCCCCUGGUGGUGGGAGCCGUGGCCUUGCUGGACCUCAGCCUGGCGUUCCUGUUCUCCCAGCUCCUCACCUGAGGGCGACAUCCCUGCCUCCUUCUGGCUUCGGUUGCCUGACUCUCCACCUGCCUUUAUCUCUUUCCUCCUCGUUGUGUUUCUAUCUUUCCUUCUUCCUUUCUUUUCGUUGCCCCUUUAUUUUUGACUCUUGCUUUUUCCCUUCCCUCUCUUCUUUCAGAUGAUCUCAUUUAUUCUGGGUUCGUCUCUGGUCUUGUUCCUUUCCCUCCCCAACCCCUUCUUUCUCUAGAUUGUUUACAUAUGAAGGGCUUUUCUCUCUCAGAGUUGCUCUCUGCUCUGAGCCACACAAAUCUAAGUCAGAUCAUUGCCCCCAAAUCCCCCCUACCUUUUCCUAAACCCAGACUUCACCAAGGGUGGGGGGUUUGGUGUCCUGAGGAGUCUUCUGGAAGGUGAGUGGAGGGGAAAAAGUAGAUGGAGAAGGGGUGACUGAAUGCCAUACUAGCUGAGCCACUGGGGCUUCCUGGCCCAAAUGGAAAGCUGCGGGAGGAGUCACCUCUGAAAGCCCAGAUAAGGAUCUUGCCUAACUUAAUCCUUCCCAGGGCCAGACCAGGGACGUAGACGGCAGAGUUAACUUCCUAGACCCUCCCUCUUUCUCUCCUCAUCAGCCAGCCCCUCUUCCAACCCCCAAAGAUGGCAUGCCAUGCCAAGCACAAUGUGUAAAAGAAAAAAAAAAAUCUAUCUGGUGCACCAAACCCACCCUCUCAAGACUUUACCACCAACCUCUCUACCCUGCUGUGCCCCCUAAAAGUUUAUUUGCUUGAUCUGGACUCACUUGUGGCCUUUGAUUCAAUUCCUAAGGGGCCUGAAGAAGACACUUGUGCAGCAGGUUAGAGGCACUGGAGCAAGGACUCCACUCCUCAGCUCUGGUGGUUGAAGGGAGCACAACCAGAUUCCAUCUAGGGGAGCCUAGUGAGAGGAGAAGAGCUCAAAGGCAGCAUAAGCUGUCACAGUCUAGUAGUUUCCACGUGGGUUCUGUGUCUUCCCCCAUCACAUCAGAAUCUUGUGACACGGUAAAGUAAGAGGGGACAGGAGAAGCAAACGUCUCCCACAUCCCAGGCAGGGCAGAGGUGGGCAUCAAACCCAGGUGAGAGGUGGAUGAAGAGCCCUGUUUGAAGAUAUGGCUGAUCCCUGGUUCUAGCUUUUCCUCUGGGGGCAGAAAGCUCUACAAAAGGGGACUGUAGAGUCCCCAGGGGAACUCCUUCCCUGCAUGAGGCAAAGGCAAGCUGCCUGCCAACCUUCUUCCCUCAAGGAAUGGCCUUGCCCACCACACACACUCUUCUUUUUUUCUAGUCAAUGACUUCUGUUUACUCCUUGGCCUGCUUCCCUCCUCUCCUCCCCUCUCCACCUUUACUUCUGAUUUCUAUUUCAUGGAAUUUGGGAUUGAAGUUAUACAACAGUGCCGCCAACACAAGUCUUGCAGGAAAAAAAAAAAAAAAAAAAAAAAAAAAAAAAAAAAA